This is a messenger RNA of Cladocopium goreaui, 3639 nucleotides long. The record is from the annotation of a GenBank genome assembly. NCBI's taxonomy places the organism in Eukaryota, Dinophyceae, Suessiales, Symbiodiniaceae.
AUGCACAGAAAAGGCAGGUGCCUCUCCGAUGAAUCGCUACCUUGUCCGCUGGGAAGGAGUCCACCCUUGUCGCCCUCUGGAGGUGUAGCCGCCACAGGUGAAGACUUUGUGCUGCACGAUGCGCUACACGUGGGCCCUCUGGACAUUGCAUCAUCCAUUGGUGGUGCAGACCCAGCUGUGGUGUACGUGAGGCUGUCCAACUUCGCGGCACGGCGACGAGGUUGCCUGCGGCUGCAUCAAGAGGCGGAAAAGGAGGACUUGGACCUGGAACCGUUUUCGCCAGUUCUUCAUCCUUGCAACGGCAAUGGAAGCGGCUUUGAAGCCCGGCGGAAGCGGCGGCGCAGCCGAUCUGGGAGCGACUUCUCACAAACCUCCUCCACCUAUGGAAGCUCGCCAAAUCUGCAGGUCUCGACUGGGCCUGUCCGAGAGGUCUCGGCUGAGUCGACAGGCCUAGAAGAGCUCAGACCCAAGGACCUGGAGGAUUCUGAGAGGUUUCCGCCAAAUUUGGCGCUGGAAAGAUGCAGCACUUGGAGCGCCUCUGGAAGACCUGCCGCUGGAGAGCCAGAGGAGGAGGAAGAAAUCGCCAGCAUCCAGCGGCACCUCGAAACCAUGAAUGCUGCUGCGGCGGAUCUCAAUGCUGCGCAGGAGUCCCUCAAUGCUUGCCUGAAACGUCAGCGCUCACUGAUCCAGCUAUGGGCGGUUGUCAAUGCCCCUUGGCAGCCUGCGCCAGGCGCAGAGUCCGUCCGAGAUGACAAGGUCUCGAGGGCGAAGCGGAUUCAGUGCAACCUUUUGGCGAAACGGACCAUGGCCAGGACUGAGGAGGUUAGAGACCUUUGUCACGAAAUCCUGCGACUCUAUGGCAACCCCGAGGCGGGAUCGAAUGAAGAGCUGUCCCGCUUCGGUGGAGUUGCACUCAGGAAGGUGGCAAGAGCCGGGUUUCAGCUGCCUCAAAGCCGCUUCAUUGCAGCGGUGGAUCCAGUGAUUGCUCGCGCGCGCGAGAUGCAGCAGCUGCCAUACGAUGAGGCCAAGGAGGGAGUCAUCAGGGCUCCUGACUACGUCGGCUGGGAUCAAGAGAUUGACACCGACUUCAAGAAGCUCACUGUUGGCCCCAUCAAGGGUGGCAGGCCUUACCAGAAGAUUUGCGACUCCGCCCUUGACUUGAUUGGCUUCACCCCGCGCCACGGCAGCACUAGGUCCUCAGCAGGUCACGGUCGUCACAGCUUUUUCGUCGUCGAUCCCAUGGCUGGUGAGCUUUCGCAGGUGGAGCUUUUCAACGCCGGAGGCUCUGUGAAGGACCGUAUUGCCAAGAGAAUGGUUGAGGAGGCUGAGAAGACACUUGGUAGCGCCAUGGGUCGACAGAAUUGCACCGGAGAGUUUCCACAGACCAUGGCAGACCGUGGGAGUGACAUCCUCAUUGAGGCCACCAGCGGCAACACUGGCGUCGGCCUGUGCAUGGUCUCUGCCAUCAAAGGCUACAAGCAGAUCAUCUGCCUGCCAAAGAAGAUGUCCGGUGAGAAGGUGAACACCAUGAAGUGCCUUGGUGCUGAGAUCCUCCGAACCCCCACCGAGGCCGCCUGGGACGCCGAAGACAGCCACAUCUUCCUGUCUGCCCGCCUGGCGAAAGACCUCGGUGGUCACGUCCUGGAUCAGUACAAGAACCCGGGCAACCCCUUGGCUCACUACGAUGGCACUGCCGAGGAGAUCGCCGAGCAAUGCGAAGGCAAGUUGGACUACAUGAUCAUGUCCACCGGAACAGGUGGCACUAUGACCGGAGUUGCCAAGAAGCUCAAGGAACUGAUCCCUGGCGUGAAAGUCGUGGGAGUUGAUCCCUAUGGCAGCAUUCUGGUCGCGCAGCCUGAGCAGAUGAACGAGAAAUCCAACCGCACUGGACAGGAGAAGAUCCUCGCAGCAAAAACCGCGUUGCGGUCAUGUUGGUCCCAGUUGGUUGGUUUCUUUCUGAAUGUAGGUUACGAUUUCAUCCCAACCGUGCUUGAUCGUGAGAUCGUCGACUACUGGGUGCCAGUGAAGACCGAUGAUGAUGAAGCAUUUGCGAUGUGCCGAGCCUUGGUUCGUCAUGAGGGCUUGCUGAUCGGUGGCAGCUGUGGCUCCACAGUGGCUGGUGCUUACCGAUUCAUCAAGGAGAACAAAAUUCCUAAGGGCAAGCGAUGUGCCGUCCUGUUGGCCGAUUCCGCCAGAAAUUACAUGAGCAAGUUCAUGGAUGACGGAUGGAUGCAGGAGAACGGCUUCGACAUGGCCAAGAUGACCGCUGCCGUGAACGAGAAGGUCGGGCUUUUCAGUCGUCGCUUUCUGAAGCUGACCCUGGUCAACCAAUUUUUCGCCAUGGAGUCGACGCUUCGUUUGAAUAUUUCCUGUCUAGCUCCCAGCGGCAAAGAGGUUCGCAAGUUGCGGAUCGCAUUGCCUUCCACUCACACCGUGCAGCAACUCCUCCGAAAGGUAGAGGCACACCCAGAGGCCGAAGGUCGUUCGUUCAAAGACCUCCGACUGAAAGGGUCUGGAGCAUAUCUUCACAUGGAGGAUCAAUUGAAGGAUGUUCUCAGAGUGGAAGAACGUGAUUUGGAGGCAGUUCCACUUCAAUCCAGAAGUCCUGACGAGCACUGGCUUGUUGACACAGUCCGGCAUGCCUAUGUUCCAAAUGAGAAGUUUCGCGAAGACAAGCACUGCAACUUCUUAUCUUGCAGAGUGGGUGCCCGAAUGGAGAUCCAUGGAAGGGCAAAUGGCUGGUUUUAUUGUGUUGACGAUCUCGGUGAAAAAGGUUUCGUCCCUGACUGGGUCUUUGAGGACUCUGAUCCUCUCAGUGAGACUGAUGAAUCUACGACCAGUCCUGCGAGUCCUACGGGUCAAGCUUCUACUCAGGUGAAGGCCGAGAAAGACAUGUAUGGUGAAGGAGGACGUCUACAGGGACUUGGUGUAGUAGACAGAAUCCAUGUCAGGACAAGUGGCUAUGUGGACAGCAUCAUCUUGUAUAUGAAAGAUGGUCAAGUGUACCGCUACGGGAAGGGAGGAUACCGAGAUGCUGAGGUCCUUCUAGGUCGCGAUGAGACAAUACUGAGCAUCACGCAGAAAGAGAAGCAAUCACUUGGGGAGAUUGUGUUUACCACUUCAAAGCGUGAGCUCGUCUCUGGGGGCUGGUGUGGGACUGGAAAGCAAUACAAGCAGAAUUUCUUUGAAUGUCGUCCUGGUCACCAGAUCCAUCAUUUCGAUAUUGAAGACUCCGUGCUUUGCGGAAUCCACUGGGUCGAAAUUCCCAGCAACAAGCGGAAGAAUGGCUUGGAGGACAAGGAUGGCAAUGAACUCCAGCUGCAGCCGAAGAUGCGAGCGAAGAAGAGCUCUCGUGUCUACGAGCAAGCCAACUCUUUAAAUCCUGACAGGCGCUGCCACUUCUUGGAUACAUUCCAAGACUUUCUGGAGGAGAAGUACCGAGACCUGCUGCUGGCAGAAGCAACCAUUCCUGGUCCUGACAAAUCCUUCACUUGUGGAAUGACAGACUCCAGCUGCAACGCCCGCAUCCGUCACCUGGCGACCAUGGCCGAUCUGGCUUUGAGAUUUUUGAAGCCCCACGUCCCAUGGUGUCAUGGCUUAUUUUCUUUAGUUAUCAUGAUUCAGGUGAAUUACGGAUAA